Molecule: messenger RNA, 170 nt
Organism: Funneliformis mosseae
Lineage: Eukaryota; Fungi; Glomeromycota; Glomeromycetes; Glomerales; Glomeraceae
Source: the annotation of a GenBank genome assembly
AGAGAAGGAGCUCUCAAAACUUUGAAGAUAAUUUAAACAUCAUCAACCUUGACUCAGAUUCUGAAUACAAACCUAAUGUUAGAAGUAGUAGUCACUCUCGUCUUAGUAAUACCAGUAGUAUAAAAUUAGAAAAUAGCUAUAGCUUUAGUAGUGCAAAAUUUGACAAUUAG